This is a messenger RNA of Notothenia coriiceps (black rockcod), 1080 nucleotides long. RefSeq names its product mediator of RNA polymerase II transcription, subunit 18 homolog (yeast) (gene med18). NCBI's taxonomy places the organism in Eukaryota, Metazoa, Chordata, Actinopteri, Perciformes, Nototheniidae. Gene Ontology annotation, cellular component: core mediator complex; mediator complex. Gene Ontology annotation, biological process: regulation of transcription by RNA polymerase II; termination of RNA polymerase II transcription. Gene Ontology annotation, molecular function: transcription coregulator activity. The transcript is spliced from 3 exons. Bases 341 to 970 code for a protein of 209 amino acids. The record is from RefSeq and is a predicted model, not a curated record.
UUCAAUGUAACCCGUGUUCAUUCUCUCUCUGAUAAUAAACGGAGCCGUUUUACUUUAAUACACUAUUGGUUUCCACAGGUGUAUAUGCCAUCCUAUUCAAAUAACCUAGCUAAUAAUUUAACCUUAUUACGGUUAUUUGGAUACCACAGCAUACGUGAUUGUAGAUCAAUAUUUGUAUCUAAUUUCGCUAACUGCUAGCUAGCUGACUGGGUAGCUAAUAGCCUUGUGUUGAGGCUUUUCUACACCGAAGACAAACACAUCAACUUCUACCUGUUUCAACCAAAAAGGCAAGGGCUGUUUUGCAUUUCUCAGAAAUAAUCAUCGUUGUGGCUGAGAGAAGAUGGAAGCUCCUCCUGUUACAUCGAUGCCUGUCACCGGGGGCGCCGUCAAUAUGAUGGAGUAUCUGCUGCAAGGCAGUGUGUUAGACCAGGCCCUGGAAAGCCUCCUGCAUCGCCUCCGCGGCCUGUCUGACAACAUGGAUCCCGAGACCUUUACAGAUCACGAACUGGUUUACCUUCUGAAAGGCCAACAAGGGAACCCUUUCAUUCUGCGUGCCCGGCGCUCCCUCUCCCACCCCACCUCCCCAUGGCACCUACGCUACCUCGGCCAACCAGAAGUGGGAGACAAGAGCCGCCACGCACUGGUGCGCAACUGUGUCGACGUGGCCGCCUCUCACAGUCUGCCCGAGUUCCUCAACGAGAUGGGCUUUCGCAUGGACCACGAGUUUACGGCCAACGGACACAUAUUCCGCAAAGGUGUUAUGAAAAUUGUAGUUAGCAAGCUGUCACGCAUCCUGGUACCGGGGAACACGGAGAACACAGAACGUCUAUCGCUCUCAUACCUGGUGGAGCUGAGUGUGCUGGCUCCAGCCGGACAGGACACCGUCUCAGAGGACAUGCGCAGCUUUGCAGAGCAACUUAAACCUCUGGUGCACUUGGAGAAGAUUGACCCCAGCAAACAGAGACACUGAUGGGGAACAUUAAGUCAUCUCUAACUACCAUGGACACAUUUCUUUUUUAUUUUUGUACUCAAAUUAAAUACAUAAACUUUGAUAUAAUGGUUACCCUUCUUGUCAUUUUG